This is a messenger RNA of Closterium sp. Naga37s-1, 1035 nucleotides long. The record is from the annotation of a GenBank genome assembly. Lineage: Eukaryota; Viridiplantae; Streptophyta; Zygnematophyceae; Desmidiales; Closteriaceae.
AUGACAUCCGUUCUCCCUUUUCUCCUCCUACUCCUCGGUCCUCACACGAUCGACGCUCGACCGACCGUCAAUGCCUUACUUUCCACCUUCCGCGGCCCAGCGCGGCUCCUCCAAGCCGCGGCGGAGUGCACGGGAGCGUCGGAGCCCUGCCCCGGCGGCCGCGGCGGCUGCGUCGCAACGUCGCGCCUCUGCGACGGCGUGCCCGACUGCGGCGACGCGAGCGACGAGGGCGUCGACUUCUGCGACGCGCUGCUGUACCCGCCGAACGAGGAGGGCAACGUGUGCAACCCCGAGCAGUUCCAGCUCUACUGCCCCAGCGGCGGCGGGUGCAUGCAGGAAUCCGAGGCGUGCGACGGCAAGCCCCACUGCGCCGACGGAAGCGACGAGUCGCUCGCGUUCUGCAAGAAUUUCGUCUGCGAUAACGUCGGCAGAGCAUACUGCCCGUCGAAGGUCGGCUGCAUGCCCCCGGGCGGCGAGUGCAACGGCGUGACCGACUGCGCGGACGGCAGCGACGAGGGACCGCAAUGCCCGGGUUACCAAGACGGCUCAUCAGGCAGUGGCACAUCAACAAACAGCACUGCCCCUAGCUCUGGUGGCGGUGUUUCGACUGACACGUCAACGAACGGCACUGCUCCUGGUGGCGGGUCCGCAGGCGGAGGCGGGUCGGCAUCGGGAGGCGGGUCGGUGACUGGAGGCCCUGUUGUGUUGAGUCCAGAGGAAAAAAAGGCUGCUUUGGAGGAAAAGAAGAGGAAGCAGGCAGAGAAGGCGGCGGCGAUCGCUGAGAAGAAGCGGAAGCAGGAGGAGAAAGCUGCUGCGAUCGCGGAAAAGAAGAGGAAGCAGGAGGAAAAAGCGGCUGCAAUUGCGGAAAAGAAGCGGAAGCAGGAAGAGAAGGCGGCUGCGAUUGCGGAAAAGAAGAGGUUGCAAGAAGCCAAGGCUGCUGCUAUUGCUGAGAAGAAGCGGAAACAGGAGGCAAAGGCGGCUGCAAUUGAAGCAAAGAAGAAGAAACAGGCUGAGAGGGCGGCGGCUGCUAUUUAG